Messenger RNA from Aspergillus heteromorphus CBS 117.55, 1502 nucleotides. RefSeq names its product rhomboid family protein. Gene Ontology annotation, biological process: retrograde vesicle-mediated transport, Golgi to endoplasmic reticulum. Gene Ontology annotation, cellular component: Golgi apparatus; membrane. Bases 50 to 1162 code for a protein of 370 amino acids. NCBI's taxonomy places the organism in Eukaryota, Fungi, Ascomycota, Eurotiomycetes, Eurotiales, Aspergillaceae. The record is from RefSeq and is a predicted model, not a curated record. The transcript is spliced from 2 exons.
CUGUCGACAGCCUGCGGUCCCCCCAGCCGCAAGAGCUUCCUCUUCCACGAUGGCGCCUCGAGUCAAUAUCCCUCCAGCAACCCGCAUCUGCCUCAUCAGCCUCCUCACCCUCUCCUUGCUGUACAACAUCGCCCGAUGGCGCCAACUUGACCCCAACGGGAGGGCGCCGGCCAUCACCCCCGUCGUACCCUACCUGACGCUCGUCCCAUCGCUCUUUCUCUUCUAUCCAUGGACUCUUCUUACAGCGACCUUCGUGGAGCAGAACAUCUUCACCGUGCUGUUGAACGCCGCCACGCUAUUCUACGGGGGCAAAUACCUGGAGCGCGCAUGGAGUUCCCGGGAGUUUGCGAAAUUCAUCCUCGCCAUCGCGGUGGUUCCGAAUGUGGUGAUCGUCCCGCUCUAUAUCAUAGGGGUUGCCAUCAGGGGCACCUCCGGUAGCGGCGUAACGCAGAUAUGCGGCGGUAUCUCGAUCCAGGCAUCCUUCCUUGUCGCAUUCAAACAACUCGUGCCCGAGCACACGGUCACCCUUUUCAAGGGCUUGGUCAAAAUGCGGGUGAAGCAUUUCCCCGCCCUCUUUCUGCUGUUGAACACGAUCAGCGGGGUGGUUUUCGGCACGCAUGUCGCGACGAUUCUUUCCUGGCUUGGCCUGUUGACCAGCUGGACGUACCUGCGUUUCUUCAAGCGCCAGCCGGAUCUCAGCGGCACGUCGACGGACGGACUAGGCAUCAAGGGCGAUGCAAGUGAGACCUUCGCAUUUGCUUGUCUCUUUCCGGAUGUGCUUCAGCCGCCAAUCGCGUUUAUCUCCGACCAGGUGUAUGCUCUAUUGGUUGCGGUGCGGGUUUGCACGCCUUUCUCCGAGGAAGAAAUCGCCUCGGGCAAUCAACAGGUUCUGGUACGGGGCGAGGCCGGUCUCCCGAGUAUUCUUUCAAAUCAUCGCAACGGAAGGGCCAUGGCGAAGCGAGAGGAGGCCGAGCGCAGACGAGCCCUGGCCCUGAAGGCACUCGACCAGAGACUCCAAGCAGCUGCUGCCGGAAGAGCACCGCCGCCGUCGACGUCUACAUCGAACCAGCAAGGGUCCAGCCAUGCCCAGACCCCAACCCCCACGGUGCCAGCGGGACAGAGUAUGCUGGGUGAAACCAGCUACACGCCAGACCAUGCGUGAACCCGGAGAGUCCUUGUAGUGUAUGGUUUACAGGAGUUUGGUUGACUGUUUGGGAUAGCGUCCAAGGAAAUUGCAAAUUAGAGUGUUGAUGGAACCCUUCUACUUAGCCUUCUCGUCGUGUAUAGAACCCGACGGCCUGUUUUAGUGAUUAUCUAUAGGCCGUUUCAUGCGAGUGCAGGUCACGAAGGCGGGACUUGGUUUGUUAUAUCAGCCCUUGACUGUACAAAUUGGCUUUUCCCCCUUUCCCUCGUGCAAUAACGACAGAACAUGAACCGCCUAUUUGCUCCAUACCUAUGUCCUUUCGCAAUUCAAACCAGGACGAUCACGUAUGUCCAGUCAG